Messenger RNA from Carya illinoinensis, 794 nucleotides. Its product is annotated as chaperone protein dnaJ 11, chloroplastic-like. The coding region runs from base 87 to 590 and encodes 167 amino acids. Lineage: Eukaryota; Viridiplantae; Streptophyta; Magnoliopsida; Fagales; Juglandaceae. The transcript has a single exon. The record is from RefSeq and is a predicted model, not a curated record.
AUCCAACCGUCUUCCACUCCCCUUCUAUCCACACGGAUAAGCAUAAAUCCACUGCACUUCAGCAAAACUACUGCCAAAUCUUAACGAUGUUUUCCGCAUCCUCAUCCUUAAGCUCCUCCUCCCAUUUCUUCGGACAAAAACUCGCCGUAAUGGACUGCCAACGUUCUUCCCCAAAGUCCCUCAAGUUCCGUGCCUCUCCUAUCUCCGCCGCUUGCACUGCAACCGCCGAGAGGACCGGGUCCCACGUCACCUCUUCGGCGUCACUUUACGAGGUCCUCGGCAUUCAGAUGGGUGCCUCCUGUCAGGAGAUCAAAGCAGCUUACAGAAGACUAGCGAGAGUGGUCCACCCCGACGUUUCAGCUAACGGUCAAAGGGAUGGUCAGACUUCUGCGGGCGAGUUCAUCAAGGUCCAUGAAGCGUAUACGACGCUGUCGGAUCCGGAGAGACGCGCCGAUUACGAUCGCUUGCUUUACGGCCGUACGCGGCGGACGGCGAGUUAUUCUACGGGGAUGGCAACGCGUGCGGCUACGACGGAUUUCCAAUUUUCUAGAAAAUCAGGGCGGAGAUGGGAGACCGAUCAAUGCUGGUAGCCCCAAAAGAAAGCAGGAAGAUUCAUUAGGUUAAAAUUAGAGAUGGAGAUGAUCUUAAUUAGGACUUGAAGAAUGACACCGAGGGUAUUUAAGGGAUAUUGUGUCAGAAUGACACCGUGUAUAAAUGUAGCACGAAUCUUUUCUAAGUGUGAACAGGCGCCUUUUAAUAGCCUGAUUAAUAUAUGAAAUUUUACAUCUUCCUUA